GGGGUCUGUCAGCUUGCAAAUUUUGUGUCCGUUCAGUGUGUGUGUGUGUGUGUGUGUGUGUGUGUGUGUGAUGCAGUGUGGUAUGGGGUGGGCGCUGCUGUAGAUGCGACCAAAACUCGAUUUCUCCCUUUUCUCAGUCUCACUUCUUACCUUCACGCAUACAGACAGGUAGGGCACACGGGUCUGGGAGGUGUGUGCACACGUACACAUCGCACACACCCAGAAGUAUCCACACACAGAUACACACUCACCGUGAGUGACCCAUUUCCAUUGGCCAGGCCCACCAACCCUCUGCCUGUCCGAGCUGAAGAACAGGACCAUUUGGGAAAGGAGGAGAAAGAGGUAAGGAUGGUAACGCUGAGGUUGAUGUGGGGACUCCUGGUCCUGUGUGUGGUGGCAGCCUCUCCCCGCAGAUACGUCCGACAAGCAGAACUAGAUAAAUUCUACAACAACAAUGUGGAUUUAGACCUGAAUGUGGAUACCGAUGAUGUCUAUGAUUAUUAUGAUGGAAUUGAUGAACCACAGAUAGAGAUUGGCACCUUGAGACCCGAUGAGGACAUUGAUCCUUCACAUCAUGCCUCAUUGGAGGAAGAAGAAGAGGAGGAGGUGGAGCAUGUGAAGCAUGAAGAACGGAGGAAAGUUGAGGGGAGUGAAGACAAUGAAUUACCCAUAAAGCCUCAGCUUAUUCCAUCUGGCUCUGGGGAGUCCGGGACUCUGAUGGGCCCUAGUGCACAGGGAGAGGAGGAGCUUCGUCUGACGCCCAUUGACAUCCUUCAGAUUUCUGGGGACAUUUCGGGUUCUGGUGACUCGGGCUCUGGAGACUUACUUGAUGACAAAGGGUCCGGUUCUGGAGAGCCUUUGGGCUCUGGAGGUUCUGGGGACUAUGUUGACAUAUCAAGUUCUGUGGACUCAGAGGACCUUGGUUCUGGAGUCUCUGGGCUUUUUGGUUCAGGCAUAAUAUUGAUCUCAGGUGGAGAGGAGGAGCUCCACUUGACGCUUGAAAACAUUCCACACGAGGCCUCUGGGGAUUUUGGAGAGUCUGGAAUCUCUUGGGUAUCUGGAGCUUCUGGGUUACCUGAGCUGUCAGGAGAGCCUUCCGCCUCUGGGGUUCUUGGAGAGCCUGUGGCUUCUGGUGUACUUGAGGGAUCAGGAGAGUCUGGGGUCUCUGAGGUGCCAGAGGUUUCUGGAGAUUCUGGGACCUCCGGGCUGCUUGAGACAUCUGGAGAGCCUGAGAUCUCUGGGCUGCCUGAGGCAUCUGGGAUGCCUGAGGCAUCUGGAGAGCCUGAGAUCUCUGGGUCGCCUGAGGCAUCUGGAGAGCCUGAGAUCUCUGGAUCACGUGAGGCAUCUGGAGAGCCUGAGAUCUCUGGGUCACCUGAGGCAUCUGGAGAGCCUGAGAUCUCUGGGUCGCCUGAGGCAUCUGGAAAGCCUGAGAUCUCUGGGCUGCCUGAUGCAUCUGGAGAGCCUGAGAUCUCUGUGGUGCUUGAGGUCCCUGAAAGGCCUGGACCCUUUGAUGUUGAAUUUGAGCCUAGGGUCCCCGAAGAGUCUAAACAGCCUGAGGUAACUUUGGAAUCAGGAGAGUCUGGGAGCUCAGAGGAGUCUGGGGUGACUGAGGCCCCAGUCAUCACAACCGAAAUAUUAAUACCCGACUUAGAUAAAGAGGAGGAGAUACUCCUAACUACCCCGACCACUCCCUUGGAGGGGACUGGGGUACCUGAUAUUGACAUAGAUACAACAGGUAUGGGUACCUGUUUGCUCUGCACUUGCCUGGUCGGAUCUGUGUACUGUGAUGACCUGAAGCUGGACCAUGUUCCUCCCCUCACCAAAGAAACCACUCAUUUCUAUGCCCGCUACAACAAAAUUGCUAGGAUCGGCAAGUCUAGCUUCGCCAACCUGAAUAAAUUAAAGAGGAUCGAUCUGACUAACAAUGGCAUUUCCUGGAUUGAUGAUGAUGCUUUCUUUGGCCUUCCUGCUCUGGAGGAGUUGGUAUUACGAGAGAAUAGUAUCAGACAACUUCCUGCUCUGCCACACUCUAUGAUCCUUAUUGAUGCCUCUCUCAACCACCUGGGCAGCACUGGCAUUCAGAGAGAAGCUUUCAAGGACAUGCCAGGGCUACUUUACCUUUACUUGACAGACAACAACAUAGACCACAUCCCGGUUCCUUUGCCUGACAGUCUGCGCUCUCUGCACCUACAGAAUAACAAUAUCCAAAUGAUGCAUGAGGACACCUUCUGCAAUCCACAUGACUUGAAUUACAUCCGCAAUGCUCUUGAGGACGUUCGCCUGGACGGUAAUCCCAUCAACCUCAGCAGAACCCCACAGGCCUACAUAUGUUUGCCACGUAUCCCCAUUGGUGCCCUUAUUUAAGCUGAGAAAACGCACAUUCAAAUGCACGUGUACAAAACUCACACGUAUGCACAUGCAUCAAAACUCCUCUGUGUGUACCCCUCUCUCCUUUUUUUUUCUUUUUCACUUUGGGCCCAAGCAAACACUUGGAUAUGAAUGGCUGUCUUUAAAGGAGGUUGGCAGAAAUACAUAAACUCACACUCUCAGAGGAGUUCUGGUGGACACUUCCAACUCUACGCUGCUUGUGUUUCUACCUUUUUACACAGUGCAUAAUUUUCAUAAUGUAGGUGGUUUGUAAUCAUAUCUGGAUUUAUGACGUCUCCCAAACACAUGUGUCUAGCCUCGUAAACAAUCUCUUUUAGAGAAACAGAGAACCAUGCAUAACUCCGAAAGUUUUUUUAUUUAUCAAAUACUAGUGAACCUUUGAGGAAAGUGCAAA
Carassius carassius (crucian carp) is the source of this 2782-nucleotide messenger RNA. RefSeq names its product epiphycan (gene epyc). Gene Ontology annotation, molecular function: protein binding. The transcript has 10 exons. The record is from RefSeq and is a predicted model, not a curated record. NCBI's taxonomy places the organism in Eukaryota, Metazoa, Chordata, Actinopteri, Cypriniformes, Cyprinidae. Bases 349 to 2364 code for a protein of 671 amino acids.